CAUCGGCUGAUUGAUUGACCUUCCAAAAUGACAGUCAAAUAGUCCGAAUGAAUAUAAGAUGGAACAAAACAUCACUUUCAAGAGUUUUUCUCUUGAUUCAUAAUUUGAUCAAAAACAAAAUGUUGCAACACACAUCGUUGACAAAUGAACUACAUUACAGCAUUCAAACUGUUGAGUUUGUUUACAGUUAGGUUUUCUGGAAUCAACGACUGUUCAGCAUGGACAUCGGUCCUGCGAAGGUUUGCGUCAAGAAAAUGUCAAGAUUUCCUUUUUGUCUUCAUUUUCUUUGGAUCUGUUAGGCUUCUUCUAUUUAAAAUGCACUUGCAAGAGAGUAUACAAUGUUGGUUGUUGGGUUUUUAAAGUUGCAUUAUUUUCACUCACUGCAUUCUCACAAUAAGUACUCAUCCUUUUUCUUAUAUUCCAUGUUACCAUAGCUCAUUAUUUCAUUUCAAGUAUUAGUUAUUGUUCCAGGAUUAAAGUGACAUUCACUCCUCCUAAUGUUUCUCAUGUCUGGUUUUUGUACCUCAAUGUUAAUAUGCAAUUAUUGACAGUUCUUGUGUCAUCACCUGCAAAAGAGACCUUGAACGUUCCAAAAACAACUCUGUCUUCAUUUGGGACAGGCGGUGUGUCAUAUGUUAGGUUAAUAUGUAACGCUCAGAGCACACUUGAACUUUGUUUCCCCAAAUAAUAGAUGGAGCUUUCAGAAACAAUCUCCCACUAGCUGAAGGGUAUGUAUGAUCAUCAAUCGUGGAAAAAAAGUAGUUAGUCAGAACAAUCUAUUGCAUUUCAAAACUGAAUUAAUUCAAGUGCUUUUGGUGGUAAUGGAAAUGGGGGGAGGGUAAGUUAUUCAUGGGAUCAAUUCUGUCUUAAUAAUUUUGAGCAGAUGGGUUAGUUAUCGUGUCACUGUUCAAUUUUCCUUUUUUAAAAUUAUCUUUUGAUGUCUGCGUGUUUCAGGUUGUGCAAGGAAACCUCAAAAUAUGGUACACAAAAUCAAGAUGGGAUUUAUGUUCAUUGUAACCUGCUUGGGCUUUCUCGCUCCUGUCCACCAAGCGCGCCUUCACAGCACUACCAUCUCAGAUCUUUCCUUCCGAAAUAUGAAAUUUGCCAUGAACCUAUACAAACAAAUAUCCAACUAUCAUGACAAGAAUAUAUUUUUCUCACCUCUGAGCAUCUCCACCAGCUUUGCGGCUCUUUUAAUGGCUUCUGAUGGUGACACAUACAAGGAAAUACUGAAGGGACUCAACCUGGAGCAGCUGGAGCGGGCUGACAAGCCAGAGCUGAUCCCAACACUCUUUCAACUCCUUCAUGAGAACAUCACACAGAAUGGAUCACUGGAACUGGACCAAAGCAUGGCCCUCUUUAUGCGCCAGCAGUUUGAGGUUGAGAAGUUAUUUAAAGAUCAACUCCAGACAUUUUUUGAAGCUGACAUCAAAAGUGUAGACUUUGCAGACACAAAAGGGAGUAUCAGCUUCAUCAAUGAGUUUAUCAAGAACAAGACUCGGGACAAAGUGACAGAGAUGAUUUCCACCCUGGAUGCAGAGACCCAUCUCAUGUUAAUCAACACAAUUUUCUUCCAGGGAACCUGGCAGAAGCCUUUCAACCCCAAUUUUACUCAAAAUGCACCAUUCUAUAUUGACAACUAUAAUAUUGUGCAAGUGCCAAUGAUGUUUUUAGAGGAUAAGUUCUACUUUAUGAAUGAUGUUCCUCUUGGUGCUAAAGUGUUGAAGCUACCAUAUCAGGAAGGUGUUUCCAUGCUUAUCCUGCUACCAAACGCAGGUGUAGACUACACUGUAGUUGAUGAUGGCAUCACGUCUAGGAAGUUCCUCAGCUGGAUCAAAAUGCUGCAUAAAACCAAACUGGAAGUCCACAUGCCCAAAUUCAAGAUGGAAGAGUCGUAUUCCCUGCAAAAUAUUCUUCCAGGAAUGGGCAUGAACAGUAUCUUCAGUAAUGCAGCCAAUUUGACAAAGCUGACUAAGAAAGAAGGCCUCAAAGUGUCAGAGGUGCUGCACAAGGCUGUGAUCGAGGUGGACGAGAUCGGAACCACUGCAGCAGCUGCCACAGCAAUUGGCAUUACUCCAUAUUCCUUACCCAGGACCUUCACUGUCAACAGGCCGUUUUUCUUCUUCAUAUACCAUGAAGCCACAAACUGUCUGCUGUUCAUGGGCAGGGUGAUUGACCCUACCAAAAACUAGCAGUCAUGGGUUGUUUGAGCAUGUAUAACAUUGUGUUUAUUAAGGCUUUUAAAUGGCUGUUUUGAUGCAUCUUUUAAUCUUAGAUUUAAAAAGCUUGUGCUGUUUUGUUCUGUAAGCCUGUCUAAUGUGAUCCCUAUAAUAAAGAAUUAGAAUUAUUGUGCCUUUCUUUUGGAUUUGAUCAAAUCAUUUCAGCUCUCAAAUAAAGAUGUGUGCAAAACAUAAACUAAAUGAGCAGUGGUGUGUAUAGACAUGUGAGCACCAGUUUGCCGUCUCUACAUCUGGAAAUAAACCUUUAAAUAUGUAUUAACAUUUAAAAGCUGCAGACUCGAUGGAUUAUUGUUUUUAAAAAUCCAUUGUCAAUGAUUUAUUUACAUUUAGAAAUGUAUACAGAUGACUUAACUUUGUCUGAUGGCUUGUUAUUAGAAAAUGAGAAACAUGACCUUUUAAUAAAAUUAUACCUGCAAACGGGAAGUGUUG
Molecule: messenger RNA, 2669 nt
Organism: Cyclopterus lumpus (lumpfish)
Lineage: Eukaryota; Metazoa; Chordata; Actinopteri; Perciformes; Cyclopteridae
Product: protein Z-dependent protease inhibitor
Exons: 4
Coding region: 978-2192 (404 amino acids)
Biological process (GO): blood coagulation; negative regulation of endopeptidase activity
Molecular function (GO): serine-type endopeptidase inhibitor activity
Source: RefSeq, a predicted model, not a curated record